CUUGACUCAACCCUCGUGCUAUUUUGUAUUUGUCUUGGUUAGGCUUAGGAAAACUGCACCGAGAAAUAGAACAAGAAGAAAUAAAGAAAAAUUAUGCUAGUACUCACAAAAGAUGUACAUACCAUUCCGUUCUUGACUCAAGCCUCAACCCCAAUUCCCAAAUCCUCAAAAUCCCACCUCAGAAAUCCCAAUAAUUUGCAUCACUCUUGCAAAGUUUGUCUUUUUUGACGUGGGUUUGUCUUAUUUAUUUUUCUUGGCAGCAAUUUUUUUUUUCGUUUGAAUAAUUGAUGAGACAUGGAAAAUCCAAAAGAAUUGAGGUCUGAUGCUGAUUUCAGCUUCGAGUUUUUCCCAUUUGAAAUGAUAAUUGAGAUUCUCUCAAGAUUGCCAGUCAAAGUCCUUGGCAGAUUCACCACAGUCUCCAAAUUAUGGUACUCUCUCAUCACAAGUUAUAUGUUCAUUAAUAAGCAUCUCAAGGAUUACUCCAUCUCGCUGUCUAAUAAGUCUUACAGCAGCGGCGACAGCAGCAGCAGCUCGGCUACCCCUUUUAGCUCUGUCUUGCUAAUUCCUAUUGUACUAAAGGAAUUAGAGAGACAUUCUUAUUCUAUGUUUUUUGAUAGCACUUUUGAUGAUAAUGGAAGUUUUGAAAUUCCGAUGUUGUAUCAUUGGCUUGAGAUUUUGUACGUUGGGAAUUCUUGCAAUGGAAUAAUCUGUUUCACUGAUCAGAAGGCAUUUUUCGGUAGGAAAGUGUAUUUGUACAAUCCUGUAAUUAGGAGAAUGAAGCUUAUAUCCCAUAAUUGCUUUGCUGAUAUGAUGUUUGAUCGUAACAAAGUGUUUUGCAAACUGGGAUUUGGGUUUUGUGAGUGUACUAAUGACUAUAAGGUUGUGCGGAUCCAUUAUGUUAAGGACGAGGAGUCAAAAAUGUUGGGGAAUGUAGCACCUGAGGUGGAGGUUUAUAGUUUGAAUGCUGAUAAUUGGAGAAGGAUUAAGGCAAAUGUCGAGUGUAUUGUCAAUUAUAGGUCGGUUUCUUGCAAUGGAUCUAUUCAUUGGUUGGCUCGAAAGAAGAAUGGACGGAUUUUUGAUGCUAUCAUGUCCUUUGAUAUUGCUCAUGAGUUGUUUUGUGAGACCGAUUUGCCUGUUCAGUGCCACUCAUUGAAGGAUGGGACUUUAUUGGUCUUCAAGGGGUUGCUUGCUAUUUUCAAGGAUGGCAUUAGCAUUAGAGAGUACGAAGGCUAUAAAUGCUACGAGUUAUGGGUGAUGAGGGAGUAUAAGGUUGCCAAAUCCUGGACUAAACUAUUUGUUUUGGAGACAAAACGAUCUGUUGUGAAGGCAUUUGGAUUUACAAAGAGUGGACAACUUGUGAUGCAGAUGCACGGUGAUAGGUUAGCAUCUUGGGAGCCUGAAGGAAACUGUCUGAAACAUCUAGAGAUUGAUGGAUUUCUACAUCAUGUGGAUGCUUCUUUUGUGGAGAGUCUUGUUUUAUAUGAAGGUGGAUGUUUUGCUUCAGCAGAAACAAACACAAUAGUAGCAGAAACUAGCCAAAGUAUGAGGAUCAUGGAUUCUCGGGAAUUGCUCUCAAGCAUGGAUACUCUUAAAGUUCCAAUUCAUGGUGACGAAGUAGCGGUGAGGGUAGCAGCUGAUGUUGCUUCGCUGGAAUGUGGUAUAAGUGAACUUAAAAGUCUGUGUUGGAGACGCCCAGCCUUAGUGUGUAUCAUGGCUAAGCCACGGGAUUCACCUUCUACUGUGCAACUUUGUGUAGAGAAUUAUUGCUUGCUUAUUAAGCAAGAUGAUCUGGGUUAUGUUCCUGAAUCACUAAGAGAUUUUUUGGCUAAUCCAGAAAUAUGUUUUGUAAAUGUUGGUCCUGACAGAUUGUAUCUCGGGCCAUUCUUCCUGGAAAGAAAUGGGAUUGAGUUCAGUCAUUUAGUUUACAGGGUUCUAAGGAAGCAUUAUUUUAGCAGAUGGGGGUUGAAGCCUCUUGCAGAUGAAGUUGGAGUUGUUCUUGAAGAAUAUCCUGCUAGGUUUGGCCUAGACUGCAGGACUGAAGCUUUCUCUGCUGAGGAUGUCAAGUGGGCCAUUUAUCAUGUCUAUGCAUCUUUUAGGAUCAGUAGUAAACUCUUUGGUUCACUUUAAACUUCCUUUUUCUUUUAUUUUAGUAAGCUAUUUCUUCUUUUACAAUUUUCGUAAUUUUUCAAACAGUUGUAAAACUGUUAAACCUACCAUUUUUCUUCCCUCCCUCUCUGUUUGUUUCGACCGCAAUGUAUCAUGUAUUUGUAACGGUUCACAACAUGGCAUCCGCUUGGACGACUUGAACCUCCCUUCUCCAUAGUGGUGGUGCAUGUUUACUUAUUUGUUGCUAAAUAGUCUGUACUUCAGGAAUGCAGUAGCAGUAACUUUGGUGCCUAGCAAGUCAGUUAGAUAUUCUUAUGUGUUAUUGUGUAACACUUAUCACAAAGGGCUGACUCUAUGUAGCAUUUAGCUAUGCAGAACAUUAAGAUCUAGGAAUUUGCAACA
Coffea eugenioides is the source of this 2508-nucleotide messenger RNA. Its product is annotated as F-box/kelch-repeat protein At3g06240-like. The record is from RefSeq and is a predicted model, not a curated record. Lineage: Eukaryota; Viridiplantae; Streptophyta; Magnoliopsida; Gentianales; Rubiaceae. The coding region runs from base 295 to 2127 and encodes 610 amino acids. Gene Ontology annotation, molecular function: nucleic acid binding; protein binding. The transcript has 2 exons.